AUGGGUAAAGGAAGACGGGAGGCAGCACUUGAAAUAAAGAAAUCUGUGAUGACAAUCUAUUUGUGCCAAUUUCAAAUAGCUAGGCUGAAUUUACUACCACAUGAUCCUGCUAAUUUUUCAAAGUUCUUUUACCAGCCAGAAAGGGACAGUGACACAAGUGAGUUUAUAUAUCACAGAGAGGACCACAAUCACUUGCUAAAGCGCAUCACAACAUGCCUUAGGGAAGGCCUCAUUCCUGGAAUAAACCAGCAGUAUCUGAGGGAUGCACUGCAUGACCCCCAAACAGGACUGACAUAUGAAGCCCUCACUGGUAAAAACAAACAGUUUUUCCCCGACUGCGAAAGAAUAUUUUUCCCUGGUGUAAUCAACUUCCUUGAACUCCUAGGCUAUGCAACUGAUGCGGCAGUACUAAGGUCAAUUCAUAACCAGAACAAAGCAGUGGAUGGAAGAGGACUUUCAGAGGCACAGAGAUCUAUCUAUCUUCAAGACAUGAAGAAGUGGUUAUUGGAUGAUUGGGUUCCAUGGCAUAGAUGGAAUUCCAACCACUCACCAAUUGAUGUUAAUAGGUAUGAAGAGGCUGUUCAAAAAGCCUGUACCCCAGACAUUACACCAUUUUUGCUAUAGCAAUGACAUACUUUUUAAAUACGCUAACCAAUUUAUGUAUACAGUACUAUUGUACUGGAAUGCAUAUUUGUAAUUUGUCAUUUCACAUGUAUUUCUCAACUAUUACGUCAAUGUAAUACAAUAUGUAAUGCUAUGCACAAAAUUGUCAGAAUACUGAAGAACUCCCAAUCCAGGAGCAAAAAGUAAAGAAAAUAUUAAGGUGUGGUAAUUUGGGCAACAAACUCAUGUAACAUCGUUGCAUUUCAAGUUUCAUAGCAAAUGCAGCACAUAAUACCAACCCAAGUGCAACACGUUUUCAUUUCUGCAAAAGCAGAAAGUACUUCUACCUCAUGCAACAAAAACAAUCAAUUUUGUUGCACACUGGGUGGAAAUAUGAGCAACAUUUGCUCUCCAACCUGCAAAGCAGUGUUGUUGUGCAAUUUUGUUUUCUGUAUUACUGCAGCUUUAUAUGUUCUUAUGACCAUUGUCAAUGCAAGCAGAAAGAAACUGACCAGAUAUAUUUUCAUAUUGCAGACCAAGGGUAUCUGUGGGCUAACAAGAGAGGUAGCUGUAGGCCUUCUUGCAAACCUGGAGAGCAGGGGAUUGAGGAGAGUUGAGUUUGUUACAAGGGGUCUUCCCCCUCAACACCUGUGGACAUUAGAAAGGUGCCAAAAUAAGGACAGAGACUUUGCCUUGCCAAGUUUCAACAAACCCUCUGGUCUUUGUGUUGCUAAAAGAUUAGACAAAGCCAACUUUUCCAGAAGAGCGGAUCCAGGUGUAUUUCUCACAAAUAGGGCCUCGCUGCCACAAAAAGGCCAGUUAACAGUAAGGGCACAGUUCCACAGAACCCAAGUAGCUCUACCACCAAGCCCACCAUAG
Molecule: messenger RNA, 1482 nt
Organism: Pocillopora meandrina
Lineage: Eukaryota; Metazoa; Cnidaria; Anthozoa; Scleractinia; Pocilloporidae
Source: the annotation of a GenBank genome assembly